GUUCUUUAAUUUUGGUUUACCUCACAAUUUUUUUUAUUACCACUCUAUAUUGAUAUCAUGACGUACAAUGGCAAGUUUUCUGAACCAGCUCCAGUUCCUCCUACUUAUGACUUCUUUCCCAAUCUAAAUGGUGUGGUCACUGUUGAAAACUGUUACUACUACCUCGCUUUCUUGGAACGUUUUUGGACUUUUAUGGAUACGAUGUCCCUUCAGGAACAACGACAUUAUCUUGCUCGUGCUGAGGUACGAUAUGAAAAAUGGAUCCACAAUCAUUUUAGUCCCAUGUUGGUACCUCCUCUAGAUAUUGCAUUUAUGUGGCACGUGCAUAAACUUUCUCCUUUCCGUUGUUACGAAGAUCUUGUCUUACGCUUACCUUGUAAAAAGCUCUUCGAUGAUCCACUUCCUCUAUAUGAUCUCUUCAAAAAUGAAGAUCUGACUCCUAACGACCUGAAAAGAUGGAAACAAACUUUUGGUGAUGAUGAACCUUAUUGUUUGACCAGCCAAAAUAUGUACUCGGGAACAUACCAACGUCCAUGCUACCGUUGUCAACAAAUGAUCGAAUUACCAUGGCCCAAUUAUUACGAUUACCGUUUUGGUGCCAAUCACACUCGUUUUCCUCAUAGCUGUGUUCCUGACGAUGGUAUUAACUUUUGGGAUGUGGCAAGAAUGAAGAUAGAAUCUGAUUUAACUAACGGUUUAGUCGCAGGAACGCUAUUAAACCCGGAUGGUACUGAAAAAGUGACUCCCAACAAAAUGGUGGCCAAGGUCAAACCCAUUCAAGUCAUUGUUCCUCAAAAUGAAAUGGAUCGCGCAUAUGAACGACAGAUUCAAGAACAGCUCAGAUUCCUUGGGUCCGAUUACGAAUAUGAUGCCAAUGAACUAUUAUAUGCCAUUCGAACAUCUUAUCAAGGUAAUCCAUCUCCAUUCUCUAUUGAUUUGAUUCAAGCAGUGGCUAGGCAACGCAAAUUCUACUUUGAUAUUAUGUCCAUUCAUUGGCAACGCCCUAUUAGCUACAUAGCUGCUGUCCGACGGUAUCAUGAUCAUCUGGCUUUAAUUAAAAAGCACCCUAAUGUCAAGGCUAUUCCAACGCUUGAGAUCGACGUGGCUUUCCAUACACAUAUGAUGCAUAGUCGAACCUAUCGUAAUUUUACGCUCACACAAUUGGAAAAGGUGAUUAAUCAUGAUGACGACAUUCCUGAAUCAAGCAUCAAGGAACAUCUUAGGGAAUGGCAAACCGUGUGGAGUAAUCAAAACCUGCGACAUCCUUCCAUUGAACAUCGAUACAGAUUUACUGUAAGUUUAUUCCUAUAUAUCAAAUAAUUAACCGAAAAGAGAAAAUACUAAUUUUCUUCUCUUCUCUCAAGGAAACACGCGCAACUGACGAACUGGUUGAAGGGACCUUGAAGGUGACUCCAGCUGUAUUUCCGACAGAAUAUCAACCUGGUAUGGUCCGAAUCCAUCAAGGAAGAGAAGCAAGAAAAUUAUAUACAACCUUAAAUGAAGAACUGGUUCGUUCUAAUAAUACAAAGG
Halteromyces radiatus is the source of this 1530-nucleotide messenger RNA. RefSeq lists its product as uncharacterized. The transcript has 8 exons. The coding region runs from base 58 to 1320 and encodes 420 amino acids. The record is from RefSeq and is a predicted model, not a curated record. NCBI's taxonomy places the organism in Eukaryota, Fungi, Mucoromycota, Mucoromycetes, Mucorales, Cunninghamellaceae.